This is a messenger RNA of Psammomys obesus (fat sand rat), 1403 nucleotides long. RefSeq names its product nucleosome assembly protein 1 like 1 (gene Nap1l1). The record is from RefSeq and is a predicted model, not a curated record. The coding region runs from base 92 to 1243 and encodes 383 amino acids. The transcript has 14 exons. Gene Ontology annotation, molecular function: chromatin binding; histone binding. NCBI's taxonomy places the organism in Eukaryota, Metazoa, Chordata, Mammalia, Rodentia, Muridae. Gene Ontology annotation, cellular component: nucleus; chromatin. Gene Ontology annotation, biological process: nucleosome assembly.
CCGCCGCCGCCCUGAGUCACUGCCUGCGCAGCUCCGGCCGCUCGCCUCUGCGUCCGAGCCCUCCUGGAACGAUAUUUGCAGUUCUUACAAGAUGGCAGACAUUGACAACAAAGAACAGUCUGAACUUGAUCAAGAUUUGGAUGACGUUGAAGAAGUAGAAGAAGAAGAAACGGGUGAAGAAACAAAAAUCAAAGCGCGUCAGCUAACUGUUCAGAUGAUGCAAAAUCCUCAGAUUCUUGCAGCCCUUCAGGAAAGACUUGAUGGUCUGGUAGACACACCAACAGGAUACAUUGAAAGCUUGCCUAAGGUAGUCAAAAGACGGGUGAAUGCUCUCAAAAAUCUUCAAGUUAAAUGUGCACAGAUAGAAGCCAAAUUCUAUGAGGAAGUUCAUGAUCUUGAGAGGAAGUACGCUGUUCUCUAUCAGCCUUUAUUUGAUAAGCGAUUUGAGAUCAUUAAUGCAAUUUAUGAACCUACAGAAGAAGAAUGUGAAUGGAAACCAGAUGAGGAGGAUGAAGUUUCGGAGGAAAUGAAAGAAAAGGCCAAAAUUGAAGAUGAGAAAAAGGAUGAAGAAAAAGAAGACCCUAAAGGAAUUCCUGAAUUUUGGUUGACAGUUUUUAAGAACGUUGAUUUGCUCAGUGAUAUGGUUCAGGAACAUGAUGAACCUAUUCUAAAACACUUGAAAGAUAUUAAAGUGAAGUUCUCGGAUGCUGGCCAGCCUAUGAGUUUUAUCUUAGAGUUUCACUUUGAACCCAAUGAAUAUUUCACAAAUGAAGUGUUAACAAAGACUUACAGGAUGAGAUCAGAACCAGAUGAUUCUGAUCCCUUCUCUUUUGAUGGACCAGAAAUUAUGGGUUGUACAGGGUGCCAGAUAGAUUGGAAAAAAGGAAAGAAUGUUACUUUGAAAACCAUUAAAAAGAAGCAGAAACACAAGGGACGUGGGACAGUUCGUACUGUGACUAAAACAGUUUCCAAUGAUUCUUUCUUUAAUUUUUUUGCUCCUCCUGAAGUUCCUGAGAAUGGAGAUCUGGAUGAUGAUGCUGAAGCUAUACUGGCUGCAGACUUUGAAAUUGGUCACUUCUUACGUGAGCGUAUAAUCCCAAGAUCAGUGUUAUACUUUACUGGAGAAGCUAUUGAGGAUGAUGACGAUGAUUAUGAUGAAGAAGGUGAAGAAGCUGAUGAGGGUUAUCAGCUCUUUGAAGAAGUCAAAAGCUGCAGUAAACUUUUUCAACGUUGGCUGCAGUAAAUCUUUUCAAUAAAAGCUGUCUGGAUGUCUCAAGUUGUGUUGGGAAAUUUUUCAUAUUAGAAGCUUUCAAAUUAAAUUGUAUUAUCAACAAACUCUGUAAUCAUGAAAAUCUGUUGACCCAUAGAGUAACUUGUAUUAAAAAUUCCAUACAUUAUGAGCC